Perca fluviatilis (European perch) is the source of this 3698-nucleotide messenger RNA. Its product is annotated as leukemia inhibitory factor receptor-like. NCBI's taxonomy places the organism in Eukaryota, Metazoa, Chordata, Actinopteri, Perciformes, Percidae. The record is from RefSeq and is a predicted model, not a curated record. Gene Ontology annotation, cellular component: signaling receptor complex; external side of plasma membrane; membrane. Gene Ontology annotation, molecular function: cytokine binding; cytokine receptor activity. Gene Ontology annotation, biological process: cytokine-mediated signaling pathway.
UUUCUCUAUCACUCUGUCCCAACCUACUCUGGAUUCAUUGGGAUUGCUCUAACUACUAAGCACGGGGGCAGGUUUUUUAGUACUGGAUUAUUGGAUAUAUUUAGCGGAUACAUUUUUAACAGCACUGAAAAGGAUUUCUUGCUACAUCAGAGGGCAACCUGUACUGUCUUGCUCUCAGGAUGUCUAGAAUGGUGUUGCUGUAGUGGAGAGGACCACCACCGUACCAUCUGCAGACAGUGACCUGGCCAGUUAAACACCAUGCCUCGCUUAAGUGUCAGUCCCAGCUCAAAGCCUAACUGUAGCCCUGUCUGGCUCAUCUCUGUUCUCCUGGGCCUCUUGGCUAUACACACUAAUGCCAAAGAUGUCCUUACUGUACCCCAGCAGGUGAUCCUGUCAGCCAACAUGUAUACACAGCAUCUAACCAUAUCCUGGCUGGGGGGAGCAGCCACAACCUUUGACCUCAUGAUUCUAAGAACUGAACUCAAUGAAACUGUCUUCUAUGAGACGGUGUCUGUGACGAUGAAUCAGGUGAGUGGUCGGCACCAGUGGAACUGGACCUCAGUUGAACCUCUCGAGUGUACCUCGCUGUCGAUCAAAAUCCGCUCACGAGAUGGACAGACAACAAGUGAAUGGAGCAACACUCAGAUACUUCAAGGAAGUGAUCUCCCGAGCAAUGAGAAAUUCCAGAUGUACCCCCAGGACAGAAUUGUACCUGUGGGGGCCAACACCACCUUCUGUUGCAUUGUGGAAGAGGGGUUGCUAUUUGGUACCAUCCGCUAUGGCAACACAGUCAUGAACACAACACGGCUAAGUAGGCGAAGUUUUGCCACUACAGUGGUUAAUCAGGAACUUUCCGGCGAGACGGGAACCAACGUCGUCUGUUUUGACAACCUGAGGACAAAGCUGACUGGAGCAGUGGUGUUUGUUGGAUAUCCACCACUGCCCACUGAUUUUGUGUGCGAGACUCGUGACUUAACCUCAGCUGUGUGCCAGUGGAAGGAACAACGAGACACGAACUUGUAUAGAAAACGAGGAACACGCUACUCGCUGAACAAGAGGAACUGUACUUUGAGCAGCCCAGAGGAGAAGCAGAAAGAGUGUAGCGUGGCCCAGUGGGAGGGUAACUUUACACUGGUAGCUGUAAACCCUCUCGGCCAGUACAGCCUCACUGAUUCUGCUGAGAUCAAUCACAGAGUGCACCCAGUUGCACCAGAUAACCUAACCUUUGUUGUCCAUGCCUGGAAUGCCACUGUGUUGUGGCAAUGGGAGUACAAGAGCUAUUCCUCUUUGGCUCUUGACUGCCAGGUAGAGCUUGCCUCCCAAGGAUACAAAACAAGGGGUGGUGUGAUCAAUAAUGAACUUUUCAUGUCAUCUUUUUAUUGCUCUGUUUCAGUAGAAUUGUCACUUAAUUGCAAUUACAAAACAGCAGCAGUAGUUUUUUUCUUUUUCAUUUUUUCUUUUUCAUUUGUUUUUGCUUCUCUCGUUCCAGAUGCUCCUGAUGUGUGGAUGUGGAUGAACAAAGACUACACUGGGCAGGUCAUUUGGAAGCCUCUGACACAAAGACAGAGCCAUGGUCUGAUCACAGGUUAUGAAGUUACUCUCUGGAGCCCAGAAGUAAAUUUCCAGCACACAGAAUUGUUUUCACCGGACACUUAUGCUGUACCAGUCAACCUCACCCAGAUCGCUACCCGUAGCAGUGACAACAAGGUCAUGGCAACCGUCAUUGCAAAGAAUGCUGCUGGGGUGUCUCAACCUGCAAGUGUACUGAUACCUUUACGUCUGACAGAUGUGGAACCCUUUACUGUGUCCAGGGCAGUUUAUACCGACAGAGGUUUCCCUCUGUUCUGGCAGCGCAAUCCCAACGACACCUGUGCUUAUGUGGUAGAAUGGUAUGAAGCUUCCUGCAAGUGGGACUGCCCUGUGGAGUGGAUCAAGUUGGCCGCUGGAAACACUAAUGUCACCAUUAAGUCAGCCAACUUGCAGCCGGGUGUGAGGUACAACAUUUCCCUGUACAGUAGCUCCUCAGAGGCCCCAGAGCUGCUGCAGCAUUGGCAGGGAUACAUGCAGGAGCUGGUCCCUUCCAGUUCUGUCCUCCUGUCAACCACUCAGCACGACUCUGAUAUUGUCCUUACCUGGAGAGAGAUCCCGCUGGUCAACAGAAGAGGCUUCCUCCUGGGCUACAACAUUUACAUCAGUGGUGGCUCCCAGCUCACACUUCUAGCCAAUCUGUCAGAUCUAGAAAGCAGGAGCUACACAGUAAAAGGUCUCUCUCAAGGCCUCUAUAACUUUACUGUCAAGGCCUACACCUCAGCAGGCGAGGACAAAGGCACCACUGCUUCCAUAACGCUGGAGCCAUACACGGAUUGGCUGAUCCUGGAAAUCUUGGCUUCCCUGGGAAUCAUAGCCUUACUCCUGGCCGUUGUCACCUUCAUUUGCUACAAGAAAAGAAAAUGGGUGAAAAAGGCGUUCUAUCCAGACAUACCUGAGCCCAAGCUGUCUGGUGAUUGGUCCAGGUCACAGGGGCCGUUGAAUGUGAAGCCAUCUCCCCACAGUUUGGUCCAUAUGGUAGAAAAGCCUGAGUGGGAUUCUAGUAAAGAAGUGCUCGUUGUCAUUCCUGAAGAAGACGAGUUUGAAGGAGACGAGCCAGUUGACACAGAUGAGCCAACGUCAUUACGCUACUACAACCAAGUGGUAGAUGAGCGGCCCAUAAGACCACGUUUCCCAGACUCCUCAGAUUCGUCUGCAUCUUCUUUGGAUUCAGCAUGCACCGAUGUGACGUACACCGGGAUCCAGACCUCAGGGUCUUCUUUGGUCUUCCAGCUGGAUCCACAGGGCUCUUCUGAGGGCCAACAACCCCAGGCUGAUCUGUCUGUCUGUGGAGGAGGAGGAGGAGGUUACCGGCCCCAGAUGCAAUCUAGAGCCCCAAGUGAUGACAUAGGCCUAGCAUCACCUGAGCCUUUCCUAGAGCCCCAGGCUGCCAGUGCUGGGGGCUACAAACCCCAGAGCUCCUGGCAUUUUGACUCCCCCGUAGAUGCUGGGGAAAGUGGGGGGCUGGCACUGUCUCUUGGAUCCCCCACCUCAGUUGCUUCCACUCAGUUCCUCCUCCCUGAUGGAGAGGAACGUGCAGAGGAGCAACGACAGCCGUCAUCAUCGGCAGCAACCUGGUUCACCAACCUACUGUCAUCCACAAAACCAUGAUAUCAUCUCUCUCUCACUAGUAGCAGCCAGGCCAGGGGGGGGGGGGGGUUUAACAUAAAACUUUCAGAUUCAUUACUGUGGCAUGACUCAAACAAGCCUAUCAGAGGGGUAAAUAUCCCCUCUGAUGUAGCACUACAUUCUUACAGCUGUACUUUAACAACAAUAAUGCUAUUUAAGGUGUUAUGAUGUAGUUAAUUUUCUCGGUCAUGCAAAUUAUAAAUAUAAAUUGGUUAAAGAUGCACCGAUAGAUGUCCGCGCUAUUCUUGCACAUGUAGGGAACCUCGUGAAUUAACCUGCAACAUGUCGGCUGUUUGGAAAUUCUUCAGCGUGUGUGCAGAAGAUAACAAGUUUGCAAUAUGCAACACCUGCAAGGAAAAAGUAGGGUGUGGAAGGACUACACUAAAAACCCAAAUCACAUUUUUUUAGUUGGAUGUGAAAAGAAGGAAAUGGUUCUAACAUUGCACUUUAGAUGUGUGUGAAUUUCCAACACCAGGAGUAAU